Molecule: messenger RNA, 2061 nt
Organism: Erinaceus europaeus (western European hedgehog)
Lineage: Eukaryota; Metazoa; Chordata; Mammalia; Eulipotyphla; Erinaceidae
Product: basic proline-rich protein-like
Exons: 4
Coding region: 1-2061 (686 amino acids)
Source: RefSeq, a predicted model, not a curated record
AUGGCUUCCACCGGGAUGCAGAAUUCCGCCUCCCCGGCCUCCGGGUCGCGACCCGCCCGGCCACGCUGCCCCCGCGGCCGCCUCCUGUGCCCGCCGCCCCCGGGCGCGGGGUCUCCCCGGCCGCCCCCCUCGGAAACGCGGAGAGAAACUUUAACCAGGGUCCGAGGCCGGCGGGAUCGGGGCGGCGGCGGCGGGAGCGGGAGCGGGAGCGGGAGCGGCCGCGCGACCCCGGCCCCGGCCCCCGGGCGCCCCCGCCUCCCCGGGCCGGCGGGCGGCAGCCCGACCCCGACGGCGACCGCGAGCCCGGCCGCGAGCCCGAGCGCCCCCCGGGCCGUGCCCUCCGCCCGCACCCGCGGCCGAUCAGCUGGGACCCGCCGGCCCGAGGCUCCCCGCGCCGCCCCGGCCGCCCGGAACGCGGGCCCCGGCCCCGGGAGGCGCAGCGGCGGGCGGGCGGGCGGGCGGGCCGGGGGCCUGGGCUCCCCUCGCGUCUCCCCGCGCUCGGGCGCCGCGCUGCGGGACGAGCCCCGGCGACUCCCCGCUCGCAGUGGAGGGAUUCCGGGGGAUGGGCCCCCCGGCGGCGCCCCCUCCUCCCGGAGCGCCCCCCCGCCCCGGAUAGACGGAGCGGCGACGGGCCCCGCCGCCGGGAAGCUCCUCGCGGCGCACUGCGCAGGCGCCGCCUCCCCACCCCGCCCCCGGCGGCCCCGCCGCCCCUCCCCCCCCGCGCCCCUCACCGCUCUCGCGGGCGCACGGGAGCGCGCACGCGUCACCUCCUCCGACGCGGACACGCCGCCCGCGCGCGCACGCGCGGAUGCGUCGGCCUCGAAUCGCCCGCGCCCCGGCGACGCCGACGCGGCCGCCCGCCCCGCCCCGCCCCGCCCCCCCGAUCACGUCAGCCGCCCGCCCCCGCCCCCGCCCGCCCGCCCGCCGCGGCCGCCUCCCCCCGGCCCCCCCCCCCCCCCCCGGGCUCCGCCGGGCCUGCGCACAAGGCCCCGCGCCUCCGCCCGCGCCCGCGCCCGCGCCCGCCCUCCCCCCCCCCCCGCGCGGCCUGGCCCGGUGUGGCCUCGCCUCGCCUCGCCGAGCUCACGGUCGCCUCCGUGCGCCGCCCGUCCCCGGGGAGCGGCGACCCCGACCCCGCAAGCACAAGCACCCCCAGCCGCGGGCGGGGCCCGGCCCCCAACGCCCGUCACAGUCGCACACCCGGAGGCCCGGCGGCCUGCCCCGGGCUGCAUGGCGCCGCCGCCCGCACUCCCGCACUCCCGGGUCAGGGUCCGGCCUGGCCGUGGGCGCCCGCUCGGGCCUGCGCGGGGCGCGGGGCGCGGGGGCGGCUGCCCGAGGCCGGGACUGACUCGCCGCCCGCGCCCGCAGGCCCGACACCCGCCUCCGGGGCUCCGCCUCACCCACUCCUCGCCGCGCCGAAGGGCCGGAGACGCGGGAAGCAUGGCCGUCCCGCCUCGGCGCCCCCGGGGAGGCAGCGCGGGCCUCGGGCGGCCGGGGAGGAGGGAGGAGGCGCGGCCGAGGGCCCGCGACGGCGGCGGCGAGGCCCCGAGAGCGGCCGGGGGGGGGGGGUCACGCUCGGGCUUCCGCCGCGCCGGUGCCCCCGCGGCCCGGAGGGGGGGGGCCGUGACCGCGACCGUGACCGUGACCCCGCCCCCGGCGAGCGGGGCGCCCCCCACGGAGGGUAGCGGAGAUGUCGCCCUGCUCCCGGGGUCCGUCCGCCGCCCGACGAGCUCGCGGGCCCGGGACGUCGACCGGCGGGGCCUGCGGGGAGCGAGCCGCCCCGGGGACCCCGCCGCGGGUUCCCACGCCCUGACCUCCGGCUGCCGGGGCGGGAGCGCGGCCCGAGAGGACAGGCAACCGGAGGGACGCCGCGUGGAGCUGCCAUGGUCGGCCGGCCUCCUUCCACUCGGAGGAAGACGCGCGUGCAGCGGCGAUGCCUCGGAGACUCCGCGGGAGAGGGACCUUGCCAGCCGGGUGCUGCAGCUGCCGCCGCUCCGGGAGGAUCUCUGCUCGCUGCGGGACCUUUACGAACACACACACACGCACACGCAACCAGCUAAAUAG